Hevea brasiliensis (rubber tree) is the source of this 1375-nucleotide messenger RNA. Its product is annotated as F-box/kelch-repeat protein At3g06240-like. Gene Ontology annotation, molecular function: protein binding. The transcript has a single exon. The record is from RefSeq and is a predicted model, not a curated record. Bases 249 to 1331 code for a protein of 360 amino acids. NCBI's taxonomy places the organism in Eukaryota, Viridiplantae, Streptophyta, Magnoliopsida, Malpighiales, Euphorbiaceae.
UUACCUUCUCUUGGACAAAGAAUAAAUCACACAACUAGAGUAUGUGGCAUGUUUCAGAUUUCUCUUUUUGGUCUCUUUCUUCAUGAUUUUCCAAUCCAGAAGGGUGCAUCUUAUAAUCCUGGGCUAAAUCAAAACCCCAAAGGAAGAAUUUCUUCUUUUCUGUGAGUAAUUGUGAAGCUCUUCUCAUCUCAUCUCAUUUCCCAUUAAAAUUUUUGCUGUUUUUAGUCUCAAAUUCUUCCAAAGGAAGAAUGAAAAGGCCAGCCUGUUUACCUCAAGAAGUGAUUGUAGAAAUUCUUCUGAAAUUGCCUGUUAUAUCCCUUGUAAGAUGCACAUGCAUAUGCAAAUCUUGGUACUCGCUCAUUAAAAACGCUGUUUUCUUUUCCACUCAUCUCAAACAAGGCCUUUCUUCAGCUAAUGAUUCCCUAUUUCUUCUCAGAAAUUUCUAUAAUCAUGAAGAGCACUUAUCCCUCCAUUUUGACAAUGACAAAUUUACAGAAUAUAUGAAUCUGGACAAACCUUCAAAACUCAAGCAGUAUUACAGUAUCAUUGGUUCUUGCAAUGGCUUGAUUUGCUUCGCAGAUAGUUUUUGGGGUUGUGGCAAUGCCUUCACUUUAUGGAACCCCUGCAUCAGGAAGACCUUAACCCUCCCCAAGCCAAAUAUCACCUUCAAAACCCAUGGUGGUUACCAGGCUUUUGUUGGUUUUGGGUAUGACCUACACACAGAUGACUACAAAGUGUUGAGAAUCGCUGCAUCCACCGAGAAUGAUCAGUCUACAAUUGAGGUUUAUUCUCUUCUUUCAGGUUCUUGGAAGUGUCUUCCUACACUAGUGCUAAAAUAUGAAAUCCUCGAUUCUUUUUCGGAGGCAUUCGUCAAAGGAGUUUUCCAUUUUAUUGCUUCUCCGAAGAAUGCUCAGGAUAGGAUGUUGGUUCUGGGUUUUGAUGUGGGUGACGAGGUUUUGCGCGACAAUCUGCUACCGGAAACUUUCAAUGAAGAGAUUCGAUCUGUACUUGUGUACAAGGAGUCAAACAUUGCAGUUUUCACACUAGACUCAAAUUAUCUGUGUCAUCUAUGGUUAAUGAAGAAGUAUGGUGAUCUUGGGUCAUGGAUUAAGGUGUUCAUUGUUGAGACUCAAGAGGGAUUAAUACCUAGAGCAUUAAGAUUUAGGAAAAGUGGAGAAUUGCUAUUGAGCUUCAGUGAAGGGGAGAUCGUUUUAUACGAUUUAGAGAAGCAGCAGACCAAGAGCCUUGGGAUUCAUAAGAAACUAGGCGAUUGUAUUUUCCUACAUCCUUAUGUUGAAAGUCUAAUGUUACUUGAUAAAGCUCAUCACUAGGGAAAAGUGAUGCAACUUCUGAUAACAAAUCAGGUAAAAUUCAA